This is a messenger RNA of Pocillopora damicornis (cauliflower coral), 1020 nucleotides long. RefSeq lists its product as uncharacterized. The record is from RefSeq and is a predicted model, not a curated record. Gene Ontology annotation, cellular component: membrane. NCBI's taxonomy places the organism in Eukaryota, Metazoa, Cnidaria, Anthozoa, Scleractinia, Pocilloporidae.
CAUCUUCUGUUCACAUUGAAGGUGAUGGAGGGCUCAAAUGAUUUAAAGAAUUACCUAUCACGGUUCGUGUGAUCACGUGUUCUUGAAAAAACGUCAAUCAAGUGCCAGGGGUUUCAACGUCGUCUUCAAAGCUUGUCUUUGGCAAUAGCUGGUCUCGAGGAAGGAAGAAAACGAGAAUCAGCGUAUAAAAUGGGAAUGACGAGAGGCCAUUCUGUCGCUGCCAUUUCUAUUGGUAUUCUGCAGUUGUGUUUUUCCGUUGCUUUGAUCAUUCCCUCUUUCGUUCUUUCGAGCUAUGGCCACGGCGUCAACACAUCCUCAACGCCAUAUUGGUGUGGGUUCCCGUUCUUUCUCUGUGGAAUUUUUGGCAUUUGUGGAGGUGUUACCAAGAACCAUUGUUGUAUGAUUACAUUUUUGGUCUUCAGCAUUAUUGUGACAGUCAUUUCUGCAUCAGCAUCGCUUAUUGUCACUUUAGCUCUGUCCUACUGGGAUGUUACAGUUGAUCUUUCUGACUGUACCACUGUUGGAGACUCUUGUGUUUGUCCAGGUGACCAAAUUUAUGGAGGUAUGUUAGACUCUACUAUUUAAUUACAUUUAUUUUGUAAUGGUGUAAUUUUUCAUUUCUCCUAUAUCUUUGAAUGUUUCAGUAAUUCAAAACAAAAUCUAGCUUUUCUGAAAUUCUGCAUCCUGUCCUAAAAUCAGAGGUGCUUUGUUAAUGUCACUAUUAUUAUAAUAUUGGUGGAAAUUUGCACUAUUGGUGUCUCAAAGUGGUAAUUAAUCAAAUUGUAUUGUGAUCUGUCCAUAUUUAAUGAUGAUCAAGAAAAUUUUGCACUGUUGAUCAUUCUCUAAAUUGCAGUAGGCCACUUCUGAGUUCUCACAGUUCAGUGAUCUGGUACCAAAAUUACAGUGUGAGGUCAAGGCUAAGUGCAAAGUAUAAGGAAUACAGUGGCAUGGUUAAGAAAAUGAGCAAAAAUUUCUCAAAAUUCAAUGUGGGAGAGUGAAAAAUUUUUUGUGAGAGAGGUA